AUGGGUUUCUUCAACCGUCGUCGCGCCGACGGCGCUGGAGCUGGGGCUGGGGCCGGCAAUGUUAAUGGACACCAUCGAGAUCGACGUGCCUACGAUACCGUAGGUUAUCCUAUGGCGGUCCGACCGAGUUUCGGGCAGUGGCUGAAAGUCACAUGGAUUGAUAUUAUUACUAUGAUUUGCAUGGGUGCUAUUGGGCUUGGUGUAUACGAAGCGCAUCCAGCUCCCACUCGAUCCUUCGCCGUGACCUUCUCCGAUGGCGAAGUUGUCUAUCCCGAAUUCGCAUACCCGCUGCGAAAGGAAAUUGUUCCUAUCUGGCUAGCAGCAUUCCUAGCAGCCGUCAUCCCGAUCGUCAUUAUCUUGUUGAUGCAGAUUCGAGUGCGCUCAUUUUGGGAUGUCAACAACGCGAUUAUCGGAUUACUAUACUCACUAAUAACAGCGGCCGUAUUUCAAGUAUUCCUAAAAUGGCUGAUUGGUGGCUUGCGCCCGCAUUUCCUAGCUGUCUGCCAACCCGACAUUACUCUCGCAAGCAACGCGCCGGGUGUAAAAGGCGCUGGUUACAAUGCUGCUGGUUUCAACAGCAUCUACUACACGAAGGAGAUCUGCACCGGUGACGAGAAAGAAAUCAACGAUUCCCUCGAGUCAUUCCCUUCAGGUCACAGCACCGCUGCAUUUGCCGGUUUUAUCUACCUAUACUUGUACCUAAACGCCAAGUUAAAGGUCUUUGCUAACUACCACCCCGCUAUGUGGAAGCUUGUCGCCAUUUACGCCCCAGUACUCGGCGCGACCCUCAUCGCGGGUGCUUUGACGAUUGACGAAUUCCACAACUGGUACGAUGUGGUAGCAGGCGGCAUUAUCGGCACUGUUAUGGCGUUUUCGGCAUAUCGCAUGUGUUACGCAUCGAUCUGGGAUUGGCGCUGGAACCACAUUCCCCUACACCGAGGACAGGCUUGCUUAUACACAUAUGAUGGCGUUGAGCUUAUGGAUGCGCUCUUCACGAGACGCGCUGGAUGGGGUGCUGGUGCUGCAAAUGGCUUUGGUGGUGGUGCGCAUGCUACGAAUGCACAUGGUGGUGUGACGGGUUUCCAUAGGAAGCCGGAAGAGAAUAUCUCUUCGGACACAUGCCUGGUUUGUCGCAAUUUUGAUCCCGAUUUAGCACCCCGCAUCACCAAAAAGGAAGAUACGAUCUUCUCGAUUGAGCCCUUCGGCUUCUCGUUAGGAGUGAAAGAAGAGCCCGAUAAUAGCCUCGCCCUCUACGAAAUAGACAAGCCAUUGUUCGAAGUUGCGACACAAGCAAGGCGGGGUUGUAAGGCGUGCGAAGUACUAUUACACUCAUUUAUCUUCUCAUGGAACACCAGCGCAAAAAUUGAUCCUGAGCGAAAUUCUAUGAGGGCAAUGACGGAUGCCGUUCAGUCACUCUACCUGCAUGCUAAAUUUUCGCCUGGGAAGCAUGUAUCAGUUCAUAUCGUGGUACGAAAUGCUUCGCAAAGCGAGGGAACUACGUUUUUCUCGCGCAAUAGUGUGCUCUUCUACCAACUCUUCGCUCCUUUCAAUAAGCUAAAUCCUUGGGACAUGAUUGGCCAGCUUGAAUAUUCACCACGGAGCGUUUUGAAUGAUGGAUAUCGUGAUUUUGCACGAAAUUGGAUUCGCCGUUGCGCGGAAGAGCAUCCUUACUGCGGGGCACUCACCCCUAGAAAAAUGCCUAAGAGGCUCGUGAACGUGGAGCAUGAGGAUGAUACUAUCUACCUAGAACAAGACGUCACCGAGCCGUCACCGUAUAUCGCAUUAAGUCAUUGUUGGCAGUUUUCGCAGCCGUUGAAGAUGACCCGAGAUCGGCUGAAGCGAACGGGAACUUCCAUCCGCCUCGAAGAGCUAUCCCCUACGUUACGCGAUGCUGUUCGGAUAGCAAGAUGGCUGAAAGUUCGCUACCUGUGGAUAGACUCACUUUGUAUAAUACAAGAUGACAAGAAAGAUUGGCAAGAACAGUCAGUCCAGAUGGGCAAUAUCUACAGGCAAUCCUACUUCACCAUAGCAGCACACGUCGACGUUAAAUCCCCAUCUCCGGUUCAUGGUUGUUUUCUCGAGCGCGAUAACUUCUACGAACUUCCCCACGAGGGUCAUUCCGGCGAAAAGUUCCAUACUCUAGUACGAGGAGACUUCACCCACAGCGAAGAUCCCGCCACUUCUGUUAGUCUGAUGGGUAGAGGAUGGUGUUUUCAGGAACGGCUAUUAGCUUCUAGGAUUAUUCACUUCCGACCGGGAGAGAUUUCGUUCGAAUGUUUUUCCGGCACUGCGUGCGAAUGCGACAUAUUAUUACCCCACGAUAGUCGUCCUUGGGGUAGAGUUCCUUAUGACUCAAUCAAAGGAGGACUUGGAGAAUUUGCUACUAUCACGGAGUCUGGUGGGGGUUAUUUGCCUCCAGACACGAAUCAAGACUUGGAUGUUAAAAAAGCAUGGACAACAUGGAACGAUGUUGUGUCGAAGUAUGCCGCUGCCGAUUUCACAUUCAAAACAGAUCGGCUACCCGCACUGGCCAGUGUUGCCAGUCGAAUGCCUCAACGAGUAUUUGGCAGUUAUAUAGCCGGUCUUUGGACGCAGGACUUGAUUCUGCAACUUUUAUGGUCUCAUACUACACACGCUGGAAGACGCUUCCGCGAUAAGCCGUACGUUGCGCCGUCUUGGAGUUGGGCAUCUGGGUCGGGGCCGGUCGACGCGUGGUUUCGAUGGCGACACCCCGGGCCUGGGAAUUCCUAUCAUAUAAUUGUCGCGAAGGUUCGUGGGAAAAACCGUGAGCUUGCAACCUCGGAACCCUACGGCCAGGUCCGGGAUGCAUCAAUCCGAUUAUAUGGGAGAGUCGCGCCGGUGAGAUUAUGUAUUCCUCCUUUCAAGCGGAUGUAUUGGAUCCUCAAAGCACUCUUACCAAGUCGGGUUUUCGAAUCAUUAUCUGGCAUUUCCCGGGUGAUUGAAACAAAGCUGGACCGGCUCGGGAGAAUGCUGAAUUUCGGGUCUCGGGCACUACGUUCCGUGCGCGAUUUUGCGUGGCGUGUGUCACAAUACAUUUUCACAAUGAAUGCUACCGAACAUGUAGCGGAUAUAGCGCAACUAGCGAGAACCAAUAAACCAUUCCAAAACUUAGAUGGAUGGACUGGCGUGGCUACCGCCGAUACCGAAGAAGACGAACCGAGAAUGGCGCUCGAAAGCCUCAUUGCUAUUGAACUUGUCGCUUACAAACCCGACUUCUCGGCUUCUUUAGAAAAUAGCGGCAGGAUACAAGUCGGCGCUUUAUUGUUAGCACCCUCAAAAACAAAGAAGGGCGCGUAUGACCGUGUAGCCCUCAUAGAAUUCCAAAGGGAUAUUAAGGGGGAUGAGUCAAUACGUACCGAAGAGUGUCAGGAGGAAAAUCUCAGGAGACUAAAUGAUUGUUUCACCGGAUGUGAAGAAAGAGAGAUCACAAUAGUAUAG
Molecule: messenger RNA, 3459 nt
Organism: Hypoxylon trugodes
Lineage: Eukaryota; Fungi; Ascomycota; Sordariomycetes; Xylariales; Hypoxylaceae
Exons: 4
Coding region: 1-3459 (1152 amino acids)
Source: RefSeq, a predicted model, not a curated record